UGUUGUAUGAUUCUACCAUUUCCCCCUUUUGUAAUAUGUUGGAGAGUGACAGAGAGAGAAAGUGACCGCGCCAAUUCAGCAUCAUCGUCAUCAUUUCCUAUUUUCAUUCUUCCCCUUUUUUAAUUUUUUCUUCUUCUGAUUCAUUAUUGCUGGACAGUUGGCAACCACAACGAAUUCAGCAUUAACGCACUGCAGCUCUGAAUUUGAUCUUCUUCGGCAAUCGACUCUGGAACUGGGAAAUGGCUACAGAGUCUGAAAAAGAUCUUGGUGAUACUACUGGCACUGCACCUGUCACAUCUACAGAUAAUGAAGCAAAGACAAAAAAGAAAAAGAAGAAGGGAUUAUUGUCAAGAAUAUGGAAUGGUCUAUUUGGUUCACACAAAGAUGACUUUGAGAAGAGAUUGCAACAUAUUUCCAAGGAAGAGGCUACUGUUAUUGCCAGAAUAACAAAACGAUCUCAUCGUUGGAGAAGGAUGACUAGGCAUCUCAUUAUACUUUCUGUACUUUUCGAGGUUAUGGCAGUGGCUUAUGCUAUCAUGAUGACAAGAUCAGUCGAGCUAAACUGGAGAAUGAGGGCAUUGCGAGUAUUACCAAUGUUUUUGUUGCCUGGCUUAUCCUUCAUUAUAUAUUCAGCUCUCAGAAGCUUCACAAGGAUGAAUGAACGCAAGGAUCAGAAAACUUUGGAAAGGCUUCAAGCUGAAAGGCAAGUCAAGAUUGAUGAACUCAAAGAGAAAACAAAUUACUACUUAAUGCUGCAGCUCAUUCAGAGGUAUGACCCUGACCCAGCAUCUAAGGCAGCUGCAGCCACUGUGCUUGCAUCCAAGCUCGGUGCAGAUACUGGCUUGAAAGUGUAUUUGGGAGAUGAGUCUAAGCCUAAUGCCCCUGCUGGAAAGAGCAAUGAUGUAGAAAUCAUGCAGUCUGCUGGACUGAGAAAUAGGAAGCAAGCCAGAUCUGGUAGCGCAGAGAGUGCUGUAUUGGAUCAUUCUGAAGGAGAAAUGAUUCAUGAUAUACAGCUUGAAGGUUCUAGUAUGAAUCAACGUCAGCAAAUGGUUGUUGACCAUUACAAUCCAACAGGUUCGAGCACACUAGACGGGGGAUGGCUUGCACGAAUUGCGACAUUGCUUGUAGGAGAGGAUCCAACCCAAUCUUAUGCUCUUAUCUGCGGAAAUUGCCAUAUGCACAAUGGACUUGCUAGGAAAGAAGACUUCUCCUACGUAACGUACUAUUGCCCUCACUGCAAUGCCCUUAAUAGGCCUAAGCAACUUGAUGAUCAUGCCUCUGGUUCCAGUACACCUAAUAUAGCAUGCACAACCGUUGUGGCUGAUGCUGAUUUGGUCAAACAGGACGGUGGAUCCACGGAGGAGAGAAUCUCCGCAAGUAGCAUCCCUGUAGUAGCUGCCUCGGCAACAACAGAAGGUGACAAAAUAGUCUCCUGUACUUCUAGCAGUUAAUACGUAACAGCUUGAAAGGAUUUGUGCAGGCAAAGUGUUCGAAAGUGCAGACGAUUUUCUACUUUCUUUGGAUAUAUAUAUAUAUAUAUAUAUCUUGUAAACAUCUAGUAGAAAAACAAAACUCAGUGAUAGCUGCUUCCCCAGCUGCAUUUCCACCCUCCUCCCUAACAUCCAUUGUUUUGUAAUUAAUAUUAGUGCACAUUUGGACCCAAAAGCAUAUUGUUACCCAUUUUUAGGCUGUUGGAAGAGGGGUUGAAUUUUGUUCCGGUUGUGGAAUCCUGCAGUUUUCUUAUUUCUUGAUUCAUUUUUCUAAUUCAUUCUUCAAUGUACUUGGACAGAUCUUGUCUCUUUUAUGUAAUAAAAGUGGUUGAAGUUAACUUA
This is a messenger RNA of Nicotiana attenuata, 1832 nucleotides long. RefSeq lists its product as uncharacterized. NCBI's taxonomy places the organism in Eukaryota, Viridiplantae, Streptophyta, Magnoliopsida, Solanales, Solanaceae. Gene Ontology annotation, cellular component: endoplasmic reticulum tubular network. Gene Ontology annotation, biological process: endoplasmic reticulum tubular network organization. The transcript is spliced from 6 exons. The record is from RefSeq and is a predicted model, not a curated record. Bases 240 to 1451 code for a protein of 403 amino acids.